UUCUACAAAACCCUGGUUGGGCUUCCGCAGUGCCGCCCGCCGUCGCCCGCCGUCGCCGUUGCCAUCUCCGGUCGCCGGCUCCAGUUCCCAUUGCUGGUCACCCUCUCCACCUUUCGUCUCCGUCGUGUUUCUGCUCUAAUAUCAUCUUCAAAAACCUAAUUUUGGUUGUUCCUUCGUGGAAAAGCUCCAUCUCCAGAGAAGCACGCAAGCUAAUAAUGCUGAAAAUCAAGACUCCAAAGACGCAACGAGCUGCACGGGCACUUGAGAAGCGUGCUCCAAAACUUGUUGAGAAUGGUAAGAAGACACUCAUCCUUCAUGGCACCAAGACCAGCGGUGUGUUGAAUGAUGUGCUCACUCAAAUUUACCACUUAAAAAGAGGUAAUGCUGUGAAGUACACUAAGAAAAAUAAGGAAAUCAGGCCUUUUGAGAGUGGUGGGGAGACAUCAUUAGAGUUUUACUCUCUCAAGAGUGACUGCAGCCUGUUUGUGUUUGGUUCUCACUCGAAGAAAAGACCGAACAAUCUAGUGCUUGGGCGGUUGUAUGAUCAUCAUGUGUAUGAUCUCGUUGAAGUUGGCGUGGAGAAUUUGAAACCAAUGGAGUCAUUUAUGUAUGAUAAGAAGCUGGCUCCAAAAAUUGGUUCGAAACCAUUCUUUGCUUUUAUAGGAGAAGGCUUUGAGAGUGUCGAGGAGUUGAAGCACUUGAAGGAGGUCCUUCUUGAUUUAUUCCGAGGAGAGGUUGUGGAAAAUUUGAAUCUUGCUGGGGUGGAUCGCUUAUAUGUAUGCACAGCCAUCUCUCAAACUACUGUAUUCUUCACCCACUGUGCUCUUCGGCUUAAAAGGUCAGGCACAACUAUACCCAGAAUGGAAUUGGUUGAGAUUGGACCCUCCAUGGACUUUGUUGUUCGGCGCCAUCGUCUUCCUAAUGAUAGUUUGAAGAAAGAAGCAAUGAAAACAGCCUCUCAACAAUCUAAGAAGCAGGUUAAAAAUGUGAGCCGUGAUGUAGUGCAGGGUAAGAUAGGGAAGAUCUACAUGCCCGAUCAACAGGUUGGAGGUAUGGCUCUGUCAAAUGAUAUCAAAGGACUGAAGAGACAGCGCCGGGAGGCUAAGAUGAAGAACUCCGCUAAAGAAGAUCAAGCAAAGAAAAGGAAGACAGACUCUUAAGUGAUUCACAACAUAUUCCCAUGCAUCGGUCAUAGCAUGAGGCAACAGGUAAUUUUUUCUCACUUACAUGAUGUUGCAAGGAUGGAUGUUUUGGCAUCAGUUUUUGUGUGCUAUUUGGCGGAAAAUUCACAUCUAAUAUUAAUUUUGUAUUCUUCCAUUUUGUUUAUUGCACUGUUAAGUUUUCCCCCUUCUUUUCCAAAUAGUUCUCGUCGACUUGGUAUUAGAAUUUUAUGAGAAAUGUAUGCAUGUAACGCAGUUGGCUCAUAUAAGGAAACUUUUGCUAGGGCAUUGAUAAAAAACUGAGUUAAUUA
Dioscorea cayenensis subsp. rotundata (Guinea yam) is the source of this 1471-nucleotide messenger RNA. RefSeq names its product ribosome production factor 2 homolog. NCBI's taxonomy places the organism in Eukaryota, Viridiplantae, Streptophyta, Magnoliopsida, Dioscoreales, Dioscoreaceae. Gene Ontology annotation, molecular function: rRNA binding. Bases 216 to 1160 code for a protein of 314 amino acids. Gene Ontology annotation, cellular component: nucleolus. Gene Ontology annotation, biological process: maturation of LSU-rRNA from tricistronic rRNA transcript (SSU-rRNA, 5.8S rRNA, LSU-rRNA); ribosomal large subunit assembly. The transcript has 7 exons. The record is from RefSeq and is a predicted model, not a curated record.